GAGCGUCGAUAAAGUUGUGGUGAGACGUCACUGACUAAUACAGCGCAGCACAGAUGGGCAGCAUAACUGACGAUGAGGUCAUUCGCAAGCGCCUCCUUAUGGAUGGAGAUGGAGCUGGAGAUGACCGGCGCGUCAAUGUGCUUCUGAAAAGCUUUAUCAAAUGGUGCCAUUCAAAUGUGACGCCAGAGGAAGGGUUUGCUCAGUACCAGAGGAUGUUGGGCAUCUUGACUCAGUGCGAGUUCUCAAUGGGAAAGACGCUGCUGGUGUAUGACAUGAACCUGAGAGAGAUGGAAAAUUACGAAAAAAUUUACACAGACAUUGAGCAAAGUAUAUCAUCAGCACAUGAGAAAAUAGCAGAGUGCAAGAAAGAAAUCCAGAGGGCAAAGAGGAUACGGAAGAACCGUCAAGAGUACGAUGCUUUGGCAAAGGUAAUCCAGCAGCAUCCAGACAGACAUGAAACAAUGAAGCAGCUUGAGGCACUCGACAAAGAACUUCAACAGCUUUCACAAAUUAAAGAGAACGUGGAAGACAAGCUGGAGCUUCGUAAGAAACAGUUCCAUGUGCUCCUCAGUACGAUUCAGGAGCUCCAGCAGACACUGGAGAAUGAUGAAAAGAUGGAAAGUGAUGAAGCGAGUCAAGAGAGCCCAGUGGAAAAUGGAGACUAGUUUUUUUCACAACUUUUUUUUUUUUUUUUUUUAAAUCU
Messenger RNA from Pygocentrus nattereri (red-bellied piranha), 703 nucleotides. RefSeq names its product THO complex 7 (gene thoc7). Gene Ontology annotation, biological process: mRNA export from nucleus; mRNA processing. The coding region runs from base 54 to 665 and encodes 203 amino acids. The transcript has 8 exons. Gene Ontology annotation, cellular component: THO complex part of transcription export complex. NCBI's taxonomy places the organism in Eukaryota, Metazoa, Chordata, Actinopteri, Characiformes, Serrasalmidae. The record is from RefSeq and is a predicted model, not a curated record.